This is a messenger RNA of Microthlaspi erraticum, 297 nucleotides long. Lineage: Eukaryota; Viridiplantae; Streptophyta; Magnoliopsida; Brassicales; Brassicaceae. The record is from the annotation of a GenBank genome assembly.
AUGUCCACAGAAAGAGAAUCGCCUAACCUUCUCAUUUUUGAAGCAUGUACGUAUGUUUCCGAGCUCCUUAUCAACUCGGAGUCGCUCCGCCUCCUUGUUCUGGCAAUUACGAAUGUCGCUGAUGAAUACGGAGAGUCCUCUCAUUCCGGUCAUGGUGGAGCCAAUUCCUCAGAUCCACCGUUCACCACCGCCUCAGGCAGGCAGAUCCAAGUCGCGAAACCGGAUCUAACAACCACGGAAACUGCAGAUUACAGCUCACGUAUAAGCAAUUCGCAGGAGCGAAGACCGAAACCCUAA